Molecule: messenger RNA, 3705 nt
Organism: Uncinocarpus reesii 1704
Lineage: Eukaryota; Fungi; Ascomycota; Eurotiomycetes; Onygenales; Onygenaceae
Exons: 3
Coding region: 1-3705 (1234 amino acids)
Biological process (GO): nuclear pore organization; protein import into nucleus
Cellular component (GO): nuclear pore transmembrane ring
Molecular function (GO): structural constituent of nuclear pore
Source: RefSeq, a predicted model, not a curated record
AUGCCUGACACUCCUCGGCUAAGAUCAGCUUUCCCGCAAACACCCAGGACUUCUCAGCAGGCUUCUGAGGCGGGGAACCACCACGAUGGAACGCUCUUAAAGCCAAGUGACCACCAUGCACUUGAACAGAAAAUAAAUAAAAACCAGCCCCAAGGGGACAUUCAAGGGCGAAAUAUAGAUAAACCUCUAAUCUCAUUUGACGUUAUUGAUGCACCGGCACAGAGACUAUAUGUUGUCGCUUUUUAUGUCUUCCUGAAUGCAUGGCGCUUGUACGAAUAUUGUGAAUUUUCUGAUGACCUCGAUUCGACGUGGCUAUUUCUAAAAUGGCUUUCCAUCGAUGCUUUCUUUUUGUUCGGCCUUCCAACGCUAAGAAUACCCUGGCUGGAAUGGGCAUUUUCAACCUCGCUGGCUGUAUUCAUGCUUCAUGCUGUGGCCAAUGUGUUCUUGAUGUUCCAUAUACCGGUAGCCCUGUUGCACCCUUUCACUCUUCACGGCCCGCUAACUGGAUUUAUUAGAUUCCAUUCGGCACCUGGGUUGGAGCACUCGUCAAGGUCAGCAAUUCUAAACCCAGAGCGACAUGCGAUUUGUCUCGGCGAGUGGCACCCUACGGCGAACCUACCAAUCCGAAUAAAUCAAACAACGCCCGUUGCUAUUGAAUUAUUACGGAUUGAUUUGGAAUCUGGGCUAAAUGAGACCAUUUCAAUCUCCCAUAAGCUUGCAAAACAGCUAAAACGACAGUCGGAUAUAGUGCAUGGGAAAUAUGAUCACUCUAGCCACCGAGAGUUACUUUACCCCGUUAAGAAAACUGGUAUAUACCGGUUGCAAAAAGUUGUGGAUGAGUCACAUCUCGAAGUUCAUCGCAAAUCGCAAGAUACUCUGGUUGUUCCGUGCCCGAGGGCUACUAUCCUUGAGUCACCAGUUCACAAAUGCAGAGGGCAGCUUUCAAAUCUCACUUUGGAAAUUACUGGGACUGCUCCGUUGAAGAUUAAAUAUAGCCGCAUGUUGAAUGAUAUCGACCACGGCGUGUCCUAUCGGAGCAUACAACCGGAAAGCCUCGUCUCGCAAUUUACUAACGAUAGCCACCCCAGUAGAUUCAGUACUUUGUGGGCUAAGACCCAGAAGAUUAACAUACCAUUGAACGAAUCCCUGAACGAAGAAGGUGAAUGGAUAUAUUCGGUUGACGAAGUGCACGAUGGGCGUGGAAAUCUCGUGAACUACACCAGCUUGCGAGAAAAAAAUCCGAGAUUGACACAACAUGGGCUCCAGUCCCAACGGUUUUUCGUCCACGGUCGGCCUCGGGUUUCAUUUACUGGUUGUAAUCCUCAAACAUUCCUCAACGCAGCGAAAGGCGACUCGGUUGAACUUCCUAUCCAUUUCCAUUCCGCUGAACGACCACGAGUAACCGACCCUCCUUUCACCCUGGGCUAUUCCUUCACCGAAAACCCCCCGCAAGGUAGCCAAGCCAUAAACCCAGAAUUUCACGAAGUUGUUCUGAGUGAUGUGGAUAAUAAACCGCGGAUCGAAAGGUCGGGCUGGUAUAAUGUUGUCAGCAUUUCGAGUCAAUUUUGCCAUGGAGACGUCCUCGAGCCGUCCCUGUGUUUCCUCCAUAACCCCCCAGAGCCGGAAUUAUCGAUCCAAAAAGAGUUUAUUUACGAUAAAUGCGCCAACCAUUCCGUGGGGCUUUCUCUAGAUUUGGAUCUCAUUGGCACGCCUCCAUUUAAAAUUCGCUAUUCCAUCGAACAUUCCAGGGGGAUACAGACGAAGGUCCUAUCAGUUGACGGUUUAAGGGGACAUCUUGACUUAGCUCCUGUGGAAGCAGGUCACUACAAAUAUCAUUUUCUUGACAUAUCUGACCGCGUGUAUGAAAGCCGCUCGUUGAAAGAGAAGAUACCUACUUUGGAACAAAAUGUGAAACCUCCAGCAUCGGCCCAGAUUGUUGGUCCCGUGACGAGUCGAAAGGCGUGUUUUGGUGAACCUAUAACGGUGGAUCUUCUUUUCCUCGGCGAAGCUCCCUGGGAACUACAGUAUGAACUUAUUCACAAUGGCAAAAGGGCCAAGUAUGACUAUUACAGCGCGACCGAGGCAUCAUCUUUAACCAUCGAGAGAUUAGUCGAAGGUGGAGAGUAUACUCUUGGCCUUGUGAGCGUUAUUGAUAAGUCAAACUGUAAGCGUCCGCUGAACGAGGAAGUUAAAAUUGAAGCUCGCGCGAAGCGACCCAGUGUCGCUUUUGGGCAAGUGGAUAGGAAACGGAGCAUACUUGCCUUAGAGGACAAGCAAGUUGACCUGCCUUUAAGACUGGAGGGAGAGGCUCCUUGGAGAGUUAGAUAUCGCCACGCCGACAAGGAGCAGUCGACACCAACCGAAAAAGUUUUCUGGAAUGAGAACAGUUUUAUACAAGUAAAUCAGCCUGGAGCUUAUGAACUCCUAAACGUCGAUGACGCUACUUGUCCCGGGUCAAUUGACUACUCUGCACACCUAUUUAAUGUUUCCUGGAUUCCUCGACCAUACAUCUCGGCAAUUGAUGGCAACUUAUUGGAAGGUAAAAACAUUGUCGAAAAGCGCGAGGUUUGCGAGGGUGACGAAGACACAAUGGAUAUACAGUUUAGAGGCACCCCUCCUUAUACAGCGAGGUACGAACAGCAGUGUGAUGCCCACUCCGGUGUCACCUUGAGUUCAAAAAGUUUGACGGCGGCGUUGAAUUCAGCUGUGAUACGAAUGGAAACGUCAAACCCCGGGGUCUAUGCGUACAAGUUCACUAAUAUUGGUGACAACUUGUAUAGCCUUGACCACCAAAAAACCACUUCAGUUACAGUUACUCAAAGGGUGAAUCCCCGCCCUUCGGCACAAUUUCAAUAUCCAAGCCGUAAUUAUGGGUUUUGCAAAGAAGAUGGCGACGGUGAAGAGGCGAUACCCAUUGUGUUGGAGGGAGUCCCGCCAUUUGCCCUUGAGAUAGGGAUUAGGCAUCAUUCUAAUUCGAAACCCGAUGUCCUUUCUAUUCCCAACAUCAAGUCUCGCUUGUAUAAUCUCCCUGUUCCCCGUCGAUAUCUCGACUUGGGCCAGCAUGUGAUUACGAUUCGUAAAGUCAGAGACGCUCGCGGUUGUGUUCACACAACUGAGUAUGAUGGUUCCUCAGUGCGAGUCACCAUAUCCGACGUACCUACCAUCAUACCGCUUGAAUCUAAAACGGACUACUGUGUUGGUGAACGGCUGUCAUUUUCUUUAUCUGGACAUGCACCCUUUGAAGUUCAUUACACAUUCAAUGAUGUGCACCGGAAAGCGACAAGUCGAACGACGAGCUUUCGUCGAAUCGCUGAGAAGCCUGGUGAGUUUACCAUCACGGCUGUUAGCGAUGGAGCAAGCGGUAAAUGCAAGGCCCACAAACACAUAACCAAAAUCAUUCAUGAAAUGCCAAGUGUCAGAAUGAGCCAGGGCAGGGUUUCCAUCGUUGACAUUCAUGAAGGGGGAGGGACUGACAUUUUAUUCGAAUUUGGGGGGACACCUCCUUUUGAAUUUACCUACACCCGGAGCUCAAAUACUGCCAAGGGAUCCAAACCCCAGAUCCUCGAUACCAAGCAUGACAUAUCCUAUGAACAUACCAAAACUAUUCGCGCAUCCGACGAAGGUACCUACGAAGUAGUCGCUAUCAAAGAUAAGUUCUGUUCAUUUUCUACCUUGAAUGAGAUAACAACUGGUAGGAAAUGGUAG